Panicum virgatum (switchgrass) is the source of this 1055-nucleotide messenger RNA. RefSeq lists its product as uncharacterized. NCBI's taxonomy places the organism in Eukaryota, Viridiplantae, Streptophyta, Magnoliopsida, Poales, Poaceae. The transcript has 2 exons. The record is from RefSeq and is a predicted model, not a curated record. Bases 132 to 830 code for a protein of 232 amino acids.
UCGGUCAACGAGGGUAGCUCCCGCUGCGCUCAUCGCAUCCGCGUUGACCUCCUCCCUCCCCCUCUCCCACAUCGAUAUCUCUCUUCCUCGUGGUGCUUCUGGCUGGCGCCGCGCCGGCGCGCACGGCGAGGAUGCUCCCCGUCAAGUCCAUCCCUUAUGUCGUCGUGCCCGCUCGGUUCGCCGGAGGACGCCGCCGCGGAGAUGGCUAUCUGGGAGGAGGAGGAGGCGCCAGGCUCGCAGGGAGCAGCAUCUACGCCGGCGCACUCCAUCGCUCGCCCUCCAAGAACCCACCUUUCCCUUCCUCCGGCGGCGCCGCCGUGCUCUGCCUGGCCCGGCCAGCCGACGGCGUGGGGGACGACCACCCCAACAACAAGAAAGUUUGCGCCUUCACCGACGCCAAGGACGCGGAAGCUGCGCCGGCCGGCGGCGGAGGAGGAGGCGACCAAACGGCAAUCCAUGAUCUUGCGCCGUCCUACCUCCAGGAGCUGAAACGGGUGUUCUUGCUGCGUUUGUUCAAGAUAUCAUCCUGGGGACUUAUACUUUGCCUCGGCUACAGCGUUGUCUAUGUCACCGUGAAGAAUUUGCUGGUCAAGUACUUGAAUGGUGAUGUUGUGUAUGCUCACUUGUAUGCCUUCAUUAAGAAGCUGGUCGUGGCUGCUAUGAAGGAUCAAGAAAUUAGGGAGGUGGUGUCAGCAACCAUAAUAGACAUUGUUCCUCGUUCCCUUGAGCCAAUAAAUCCAGUCUUACAGUUCAGGGAGUUGAGUCAGGUGAGGUUCUGUUGUUACUGUGGCUUCAUAUAUUUGUUGUGGCACUACUACCUGAAGAAGUGAAGCCUCGUCUUUAGUUCUCGUAUGAUUAAGGGCUCAGCUAUCUGUAACCUUGAUGUUGAUUGAUAAAGUGGAUGUAAAUUGUUGACAUUGAGCAUGCAGGUCAACUAAAAUGUUUUUGGUGAAGCACAGGCAUUAUUAGCCAUAUGCAUCCUUCUCGCACUUGUCAAUAAAUGUAUCGACAUAGUUUGUAUCGACAAUAUUAACUUUCUCUGAGAAUUUUGGCUU